CGCGGGCCCGGCGGGAUGAGCGCCGUGCCGGGGCUCAAGGAGGACUGCGAGGAGCUGCUCGGCGCCUUCCAGCGGGCAGACACCGUCCGCUUCGAGCGCUUCGCCGAGCUGUGGCGGGAGCGCCGCUUCCACAGCGUCUUCCAUGGUAGAGUAAGAGCUUUAGAGAGGAAUAAGCUCACAAAGAAGACUCUAGAUUUUGCCCAGCAGUACUUCUUGCCCCCCUACUCCUUCCAGAUCCGAGUUGGUGCUCUGUACCUUCUAUAUGGACUCUAUAAUGCCCAACUUUGUCGACCAAAACAAAAGAUCAGAAUCGCACUCAAGGAUUGGCCUGAAAUCCAGAAAUUUCAGCUGGAUCUGCUUGACUCCCAGCAUUAUGAUGCAACCUAUAUCUUUAGGAAACUGCGGCUUGCCAGAGCCUUCCAUUUCACAGCAAUGCCAAAGCUACUGACCUACAGACAUAAGAAGAAGACUGGGGAACAUCAUUUUAGAGAAGAAUUUAAGGACCCGAGUAACAGAGUAAACACCCUCAUCAGUAAUGAUGUACUGGAGGAACUGAUGAAUAUUCACUACCACUAUCACAAAAUGAAGUGUGCCAUUUCAGCUGACAAAUCCCAGCCAGACAAGUCCCUGAGCUUGAUAAAAGAUGACUUUGUGGCUAAUCUCAAAGACAUAACCCUGGAACAUCACGAAUGGCUGCAGAACAGAAUGAAAUUAUUCCAAGAUGCUAAAGAAACUGACAAAAUAGAAAACAAAAAGAAAGAAGAAGCUUUGCUAGCAUCAGAGGGUUCUGAAAGAGCAAGUGCCUUGGCCAGAAUCAAAUACAGGUCUUAUUCUGCAGCUAUUGAGGUUUCCAAAUCCAGGAGACACCGCCAAGUGCAGUUAGAAUCCUCUGAAUCAGGACCCAGUUGUGGGAAGUCCCCGAGUCGAAGUAAAAAACCCAGCAGGAGACCACAGCCAGCAAGGAGAAGAGGUUCUUCAGAAACUGGAGGUGAAAUGCAAGUGGCAAAGGAAACUGUAACUCAACAUAUCGGGAUGCCAAUAAUCACAGAAGAGGACACAGAUGAAGGAGAAGUAUCUCUCCCCAAGAGGAGAAGAUUACGUUAGAGGAUCCGGCUGGAGAAGCACUAAUGUUCAUUUUAAUGACAAAAUGAAAAUGUCAGAGGUAACACCAAGUGCUUGUUUUGGACACCUUUGAACAUAAAAGAAGUGUCUGGGACCAGAACCACAGGGGAUGCUGGAAUACUGGUGGUGGCUGGGAUCUGUAUUCACCUGGUGAAUGCUUCUUGUGGGAGAUGGAAGUUUCUGAGUCCUGGCUGAGAUGGAAAGAGAAGGCUCAGAAAAUAUUUGCCCGUGUAAGACAUGUCUGUAAUCCUUUAUUUCUAUACAUCAGGUUAUUGACUGUUGAAAAUUAGUGCAAUAAAUUAUUUUUUAUGUUUGA
This is a messenger RNA of Catharus ustulatus (Swainson's thrush), 1438 nucleotides long. RefSeq names its product small nuclear RNA activating complex polypeptide 1 (gene SNAPC1). The record is from RefSeq and is a predicted model, not a curated record. The coding region runs from base 16 to 1104 and encodes 362 amino acids. Gene Ontology annotation, biological process: snRNA transcription by RNA polymerase II; snRNA transcription by RNA polymerase III. NCBI's taxonomy places the organism in Eukaryota, Metazoa, Chordata, Aves, Passeriformes, Turdidae. Gene Ontology annotation, cellular component: snRNA-activating protein complex. The transcript is spliced from 10 exons. Gene Ontology annotation, molecular function: sequence-specific DNA binding.